AUGGCUUCCAACAGACUUCAAUCACUCGCACAUCACUUCUCUGCUACUUCUCCUCCACCUCAUCCAUUCGAUCCUCUCUCCAAUGCAGAGAUUGAGAAAGCGGUUCAGAUCAUUCGUGCUGAAAAGGGAUCUGUUCAUUACAAUGCCAUCACACUUCAUGAACCCCGCAAGAAGGAGAUGAUGAAAUGGCUUGAAAGUCCACAGGUUGUUCCAAGACCAAAGAGAAUAGCAGAUGUGGUGGUGAUUGCGCCAGGUGGUAAGGUCUAUGAUGGCUUGGUUGAUUUGGCAGAGGGAAAGGUGGUGAAAUGGGAACAUAUUGAUGGUGUACAACCUCUGAUCACAAUGGAAGAUCUUCAAAUCGUUGAGCAUGUUGUUCGAAAAGACCCAAAGGUAAUUGAGCAAUGUAUUUUGAGUGGUAUCCCAGCGGAAGAUAUGCACAAAGUGUAUUGCGAUCCAUGGACCAUUGGUUAUGACCACCGAUUCGGUAAUAACGUUCGUCUACAACAAGCGCUUAUGUAUUAUCGACCUCAUAUGGAUGAUUCUCAAUACUCCUUCCCUCUCGAUUUCUGUCCUAUUUACGAUGCGGAAAAACAACAGAUCAUCCACAUUGAUAUCCCAGAGGUCCGACGACCAGUCAAAAAGGAAGGAGGAUACAGAAAGGACAUCACACCAAUCAAUAUUACCCAACCAGCUGGUGUAUCAUUCAAGGUUGAUGGUCGUGAGAUUAAUUGGCAAAACUGGAAUUUCCAUGUUGGAUUCAAUUACAAGGAAGGAAUUGUCCUCAACAAUAUUACAUACAACGAUAAGGGAACUGUUAGACCAGUAUUCUACAGACUUUCUCUCGUAGAGAUGGUUGUUCCUUACGGUAACCCUGAACAUCCUCAUCAACGCAAACACGCUUUCGAUCUUGGUGAAUAUGGAGGAGGAUACAUGACUAACAGUCUCUCCCUCGGCUGUGACUGCAAAGGUGCAAUUCAUUACAUGGACGCUGCGUUCGUAAACCGCGCCGGUGAAAGUACCACCAUCAAAAACGCCAUCUGCAUUCACGAAGAAGAUGCCGGUAUCCUUUUCAAGCACACCGAUUUCCGCGAUGACUCCGUCAUUGUAACCCGUGGCCGUAAACUUAUCGUCUCCCACAUCUUCACAGCCGCCAACUACGAAUACUGCGUGUACUGGAUCUUCCACCAAGACGGAACCAUCCAACUCGAAAUCAAACUCACCGGCAUCUUAAACACCUAUUCCAUGAACCCCGGCGAAGACACCAAAGGCUGGGGAACCGAAGUCUACCCCGGCGUCAACGCACACAACCAUCAACAUCUCUUCUGUCUCCGCAUCGACUCUAACAUCGACGGACCUAACAACACCGUCUUCCAAGCGGACGCCAUGCCCGGCGCCGGCGCCGUCGGCUCCCCCGAAAACCCCCACGGCAACGCCUUCUUCGCCCAAAAAACCGAAUACAAAACCGUCAACGAAUCCAUCAGCGACUACGACGGCAUCACAUCCCGCACAUGGGAAAUGGCCAACCCCAACAAACUAAACCCCUACUCCCACAAACCCGUCUCCUACAAACUCGUCAGUCGGGAAGUCCCCAAGCUCCUUCCCAAAGAAGGCUCACUCGUCUGGAAACGCGCCGGUUUCGCCCGCCACGCUGUCCACGUUACACCCUACUCCGACGACCAACUGCACCCCGCAGGACGCCACGUACCGCAAACAUCGGGGGAGCCCAGCGCCGGCCUCCCAGAAUGGAUCGCGAAUGGCGAAGCCAAUAUUCAAAAUACGGAUAUUGUUCUCUGGCAUACAUUUGGCAUAACGCAUUUCCCCAGUCCGGAGGAUUUUCCCAUCAUGCCUGCGGAACCGAUGACGUUGUUGUUGAGACCGCGGCAUUUCUUUAUCAAGAAUCCUGCGUUGGAUGUGCCGCCUUCGUAUUGUAGUACGCCGAGUAGUGUGGCGGCUGCUAGUAGGGAUGGCGCUUUGAAGAGUGUUUUGAAUUUGACGGAUGGUGAGAGUAGGUUGGUUGAUGGGAAGAAAUGUUGUGCGUGA
Messenger RNA from Sclerotinia sclerotiorum 1980 UF-70, 2040 nucleotides. RefSeq lists its product as hypothetical. Bases 1 to 2040 code for a protein of 679 amino acids. The record is from RefSeq and is a predicted model, not a curated record. Gene Ontology annotation, biological process: amine metabolic process. The transcript has 5 exons. NCBI's taxonomy places the organism in Eukaryota, Fungi, Ascomycota, Leotiomycetes, Helotiales, Sclerotiniaceae. Gene Ontology annotation, molecular function: copper ion binding; quinone binding; primary methylamine oxidase activity.